ACGCUUACUCGCAAUCCAAAUAGCCUUAUUACUAUUUUCAUUUGCACCGACAAUACAAAAUCCCAAAUACAACAUAGAGACGAAAUUGCAGUGCACAAGAACGCAUCCUUUGUAACACGCACCAACGCCUGCACUAUCGCAACAGAUACCCAUAAAAAACAUGACCACUCGUCAAAAAACAGCAUUAGUUACAGGCUGCACCCCUGGCGGCAUCGGCCACGAACUCGCUCUAGAAUUCCUACGCCACGGCUUCCAAGUCUUCGGCACCGUCCGAUCCGAAGAAGCCAAAAAGACUCUUAUGAGCGAGGGCGUCAUAGCAAUCCAGCUUGAAGUCACUUCCGACGCGAGUAUUCUGUCACUGCGUGAUGAGAUUUCUCAGCGUGUGGAUGGGAAGCUGGACAUUCUCGUUAACAACGUAGGCGUGAGCCACACCGUCCCCGUGCUCGACCUAACAAUCGAAGAUAUGCGCAAGGUUUUCGAAAUCAACGUGUUUAGUUGUAUCCGUUUGGUGCAGGUUUUGGCCCCCCUUUUGAUUGAAGCGAAAGGAAAGAUCGCGAAUAUCGGGUCUGUUGCUGCCAUCAUACCGUACGUAUUCGGUGGAUGUUAUAAUGCGUCCAAGGCAGCACUACAUUCAUACACCGAUGCGCUUAGACUAGAGAUGGCACCUUUGGGUGUCCAGGUUGUCCUGGUCGUCACAAGUGGUGUGAAGAGUAGGAUAUCAGAUGUCAAGAAGCGGCUUCCACCAAAUUCGUUGUACAUGCCCAUAGAGGAAGGUUAUUUGUUCCGGCAAGGAAACUCUCAGAUAACGGCCAUGGCGACAGAAACCUAUGCACAGAAAGUCGUCAGUGACUUACUCAAGCCAACCUCCGAAACUUGGCUGUGGCGUGGACAUCAAGCAAGUCUGGUCAAAUGGCUUUCAUGGCUUCUUCCACGGGGAUUCUGGGACCGCUACUUUUCUAAAAAGUUCGGGCUUGAAAAGCUGCGCUCAUAGUGUUCAAAGGUUUGGGAUAUUUGGCCUAGUUAAGAACUCCCAGUUAUGUAUAGAGGCGCCGUUUCGUACGGUUUAAACAUAGUAUGUUUGAUUUGUUGUACUGCGUACGUAGUUAUACUUUGAUCGGCAUUUCUUCUCGCACGAAAUACCACUGGGAUAAGUGUAAUAUCUAGUAGAACACAUAAUUGUAGAUUUUAUCUCGU
Molecule: messenger RNA, 1194 nt
Organism: Bipolaris maydis ATCC 48331
Lineage: Eukaryota; Fungi; Ascomycota; Dothideomycetes; Pleosporales; Pleosporaceae
Biological process (GO): phosphatidic acid biosynthetic process; triglyceride catabolic process
Cellular component (GO): lipid droplet; endoplasmic reticulum
Molecular function (GO): triacylglycerol lipase activity; acylglycerone-phosphate reductase (NADP+) activity
Source: RefSeq, a predicted model, not a curated record